AUGAGCCUCUUCUCUGAUGAACACAUCCGCCUUGCUGGGGCGGAUGUCAUUUUGCACAAUAGUAAGCUUCAGGAGCUAGACAGUGUGGAAUCGAGCAGGGAUGCGACUUCUGAGAAGCAUUUUUGGCCUCCGCAACGCCCGAUGGCCAGGCCAUUCGCAUCUUCUCUGACUCGCGUGCUAGCUGUAGCGUUGGCCUCUUUAGCUGUCGCCUACCUAGUCCUGCGUUGUUUCCAUGGGCUUUAUGUGGGAUACAGACAAGGCGGGGCCAGUAGGGCACUGGCUUCGUGGGAAGGGAACGCGGGAGACCAGUGCUCCGAUAAUGGGGGUGAUGACGAGAGCUUGAAUUUGACCACCCAUGGGACAGGAGAAGCACCUGAAGAUUGGAUUGGAUAUGCUGAUGACGCAGAUCUAAUUGGUUUGGAACUAUCACGUGUGAUAGAUAGCUUCCCUGAUGAAGAAGGCUGGGAGAACCGCGACAUGCCUACUCGGGCUAGGAGUAUCUUUGCCCACUAUCUGGAACGCAUUGAGGCAAUGGCGACAUUGUGUGGAGAGCUUGAGCCGAAGCUCAAACAAGACCAUUUUUUCAGCGUAGUCAACAGAGUGUCGAAGAUUCUAGUGACGCAGUUGGGAUUGCUAUCGCUAAAUCCUACGGAGUUAGAAUCCAAUAGAGAACGGGCUGGCGAGGCGAUCGUAGGGUUGCUCAAAAGGACCACUGCUCCAAUUGAUGGAGAUGGCGAACUCCUUCGCCUUAAAAAUAUGAAUAGGAGCCUUGUGGACCUCACGAGGGCAGUCAUGCGUCCCAGGGAAGACACGAAAAGUAUGACCUCCAAUUUUCACAAGAAAAGGAUACUUGGGGCCUUUAAAAUGCUUCAAAUCAUCAAUGGCCACCUCAUGAACAUCCUUGCCAACCUUCGAAUUCUCGUCAAUUAUCCCAAUGCAGGAAUGACACCCGCAGAGAUAGAAACACAAAUUAAGCUAUUGGAAAUUCUACAGGUGCACCUGCUCGAUCGCAUGUUUUAUGACCAGACAGCAUUCUGGCAUCUGAAACGAGCUCAGAAGUAUAUCUCGCAGUAUCUGUUAUUCAACAAAGUUGAGGCUUUUGUACAUGCUAAUAAGCAAAUUCCUCCUUCUGCCCAGUUCGAAGCUGAUUUGAACAAUGAUAUGAAGCAGGCAGGCGGUAUGGCGUACAUCCCACUAUCCCGUCUGCACACCGGAGGAAAAUCCCCAGAAGGCGGAUUCCAACCGCUAUUGGAAGCUUCUGCUAGCUCUUCUUCCAGUUCCGGUGAGAGUCUGGGGCAUUCGGAAGGUAGCUUCAUUUCCUCAGCCUUCCACCCCACAACCACAUCACCAUUAGCUCAGCAGCUAAACCAGGCUGCUCGCGGCCUCGGCAUCCGCCCCGUGACACAGACUCCUACGGCCUUUGGCACCCGAAUUCCUCAGCCAAGUCCUUCUUCUUCGCCUUCUCUGGAGGCAGGAUACCUUGAUCACCAACAUAUACAUCGUUCACGCUCUGCCUACCCUACAGUUCGGGACCCUUUCGGACCUCAAGAUCUUGAAGAUCUUUCCGAGUCACCUCAAUCUGCGUCGGGCACCUGGGGCUCCUCUUCCAAGGGGCAUUUCGGCCACGCGCAUGGUCAGCUCCUUCGAGGUUACGGUAGUUCUUCAUCCGCGGUGGAGACAGGCGAUGGGCUUCCCCGUUUAGCUCCCCCAAGAUCUUUUAUACAGAGGGUACCACCAACCGUGCAACACCACCACCCACAUGGCUUCAAGGCACCCGGUCGGUCAGGUCAUGUGCCUUCUGUUGGAAUAGAGGAAGGCCCUAUUUGGCAUGAUGGGCGGCAGAGAUAUCCAACCACUUAUGCUCCACAGGCGACGGAGUUUUACCCUGGAAGCCCACAUGGAGAAGACUCCACAGCAACAGGACCAGAGGCAUGGUGGAGCAAAGGAAGGGUUCCGUUGGCUUCGCCUCGACAUCCGGCACAGCGCUCCACCCACUACAGGGAUGCGCGGCAGUCCUUACAACCAACUACGCCAGCUGUACGACCUCCUCCGGGCUUCUAUUCAGUUAGGAUGCAGACGCCAAUGCCACCCCGAGCAUCUACUUCAUUUAGCCAUCCCAUUUCUCCUAGUUUGAAAUCUCACACGGGAAUAUCAGACAGCAGUUUGCGCUCUUUCUCAGUUCCCGUGACCAGAAUGCCUCCUGAUGGUGCUGCCCCACGACACCGUCAAACUCCCCCUCCCUUGGCACCUCGCUUUCAGAGACUUACCUUCACUUCUCCCCCGCCCCGUGCACCGUUUUCAGGAGCUCCUGACGCUUCCCCCUGGACUUCCCAACCUGCUGAAGCCAUGAGUAGUUCUGGCUUCCAUGCCGCUGGAGAAGAAGCCAGCCAGGCGGCUUGGCCUCCGCCUACGCCGGGAGCGUUAGGCUGGCAACACGAGCCAUUCCAAAGUGCAGACCAGGAACGUCGUCGUCGUGGAACAGACAGCGAAGAAGAAAUUUUGGAAAUUCUAGAACGUGUUACUAAGCGAUUGGGUGAGAUGAUUACUGAUGAAGACGAAUCUUCGGACGAACGCAGAACAAGCUAG
Eimeria maxima is the source of this 2586-nucleotide messenger RNA. RefSeq lists its product as hypothetical. The record is from RefSeq and is a predicted model, not a curated record. The transcript has a single exon. Lineage: Eukaryota; Apicomplexa; Conoidasida; Eucoccidiorida; Eimeriidae. Bases 1 to 2586 code for a protein of 861 amino acids.